GGGCGCAGAGGAUGUUUUUGCAGUUUUGGCCGGUGUGUAGUUGCUAUCGCCAUAAUGGAGACUUCCCAGUGUCUGUUUGGCGUCGUUGUGGUGGUUAUUGUUCUGGUUUUUGACGUUACUGCUCAGCGUCACUGGAUGCCCCCUCUACAGAAAUACCAACCUUCUCUUCCUGUUCAGCAGCCUAAACAAGAGUGGGCGGCCCCUCCGUCUGCAGCUCCUUUCGACAAGUGUCAGGUGGAGGAGGAUGAGAAGAUCCGGUGUGGGGCUCCAGAUAUCACCGCGGAGCAGUGCGCAAACAUAAACUGCUGCUUUGAUGGGCGCCAGUGCUACUAUGGGAAAGCAGUGACGGUGCAGUGUACCAGGGAUGGCCAGUUUGUGGUUGUUGUGGCCAGAGAGGCCACCACGCCACCCAUAGACGUGGACUCAAUUAACCUGUUGCAAACAGAUGAUGCCCUGUGCGCCGCUGUUGGCGUCACCUCUGCCUUUGUCAUCUUUCAGCUUCCUGUGACGGCAUGUGGCACAACAGUGAAGGUGGAAGAGGGUUAUGUGGUGUAUGAAAACCACAUGUCGUCGUCUUACGAGGUGGGAAUCGGGCCCAAAGGAUCAAUCACCAGGGACAGCCAUUUUGAGUUAUUGUUCCAGUGUAGGUACUCUGGCACGUCUGUGGAGGCUCUCGUCAUGGAGGUGAACCCUCUUCCCCCUCCUCUGCCGGUCGCGGGUGCAGGAUACCUCAGAGCGGAGCUCCGACUGGGCAACGGACAGUGUCACUCAAAAGGAUGCGUGCCGGAGCAAGCGGCGUAUAGCACCUUCUACACUGCAUCGGACUACCCAGUCACUAAAGCGUUGAGCGAGCCCGUCUACGUUGAGGUUCGUCUCCUGGAGAGGUCUGAUCCGCACAUCACCCUGAACCUCGAGCACUGCUGGGCCACCUCAACUCCAAAUCCUCACAGCCUGCCGCAAUGGGAACUUCUGGUCGAUGGGUGUCCGUACCAGGACGACCGAUACCUGACCAUAGUGGUUCCUGUUGAUGGUUCCUCUGGGCUCCAGUUCCCAACGCACCACAAACGUUUCAUCAGUAAAAUGUUCGCGUUUGUGGAUCCAAGCACCUUCACGCCGCAGAAAGACGAGGUAUUCUUCCACUGUACUACAGUGGUGUGUCAUACAAGCAGCGAGAACACUUGUGAGCAGUCGUGUCACCGUAAACGAAGAGCAGUGGCCACAGGAACAAACGCCUCCAGCCUGGGAGAUCUGGUCUCGAGCGGUAAGGUGAUCCUGACGGCGCGGAGGACCACACCUGCACCAGACGCCAAACUGAGGCGAUGACGGUCGUCUGUCAAAUUUUUAAUAAAAAGCUUGUAAAAGCUCAGCCGUA
Mugil cephalus (flathead mullet) is the source of this 1372-nucleotide messenger RNA. Its product is annotated as zona pellucida sperm-binding protein 4-like. Gene Ontology annotation, biological process: binding of sperm to zona pellucida; prevention of polyspermy. Lineage: Eukaryota; Metazoa; Chordata; Actinopteri; Mugiliformes; Mugilidae. The record is from RefSeq and is a predicted model, not a curated record. Gene Ontology annotation, molecular function: structural constituent of egg coat; acrosin binding. The transcript has 8 exons. Gene Ontology annotation, cellular component: egg coat. Bases 55 to 1323 code for a protein of 422 amino acids.